ACUGGAAGCUGGCAGCAAAGAGGUUGACCUAAACCCACAUCCGGCAAAAUAUGGAUGACUCCGGGGAAGACAUAGACCAAAUGUUCAGCACUUUGCUGGGGGAGAUGGAUCUUCUGACCCAGAGUUUGGGAGUGGACACUCUUCCUCCUCCUGAACCUAAACCAGCCAGCGCUGAAUUUAACUACACUGUGGGCUUCAAAGAUUUAAAUGAAUCCCUCAAUGCACUCGAAGACCAAGAUUUAGAUGCACUCAUGGCGGAUCUGGUGGCAGACAUACGAGAGGCUGAGCAGAGGACUAUCCAGACACAGAAAGAGCCUGCUCAGCAUCAGCACCCCUCAGCGCCUCUGGAGGCCUCCAGUUAUGGCGGUGCUGCCUCUGCUGAUUAUGGAAUGCCCACUGCGAGGACUGUGAGCCAGUACGAAAAUGAUCUGCCGCCCCCACCGGCUGACCCCAUGUUGGACCUGCCACCACCUCCGCCACCUCCUGAACCUCUUUCUCCGAAAGAAGGAGAGAGGGAGAGCAAGAAAGAUAAAGGAAGGAGAGAAAGGAAAGAGAGAAAAAGAGCAAGAACUCCUCAGCUCGUGGUCAAGGUGCACAUGCAUGAUAACAGCACAAAGUCACUGAUGGUGGAUGAGCGACAGUUGGCCCGAGAUGUUCUGGACAAUCUUUUUGAAAAAACCCAUUGUGACUACAAUAUAGAUUGGUGUCUUUAUGAAAUAUACCCAGAAUUACAAAUCGAGAGGUUUUUGGAAGACCAUGAAAAUGUUGUGGAAGUCUUAUCCGAUUGGACAAGAGACACAGAAAAUAAAGUGCUAUUUCUGGAGAAGGAGGAAAAAUACGAUGUAUUUAAAAAUCCCCAGAAUUUCUACUUGGAUAACAAAGGAAAAAAAGAAGGCAAGGAAACCAGCGAGAAAAUUAAUGCUAAGAACAAGGAGUCUUUACUUGAGGAAAGUUUCUGCGGAACAUCCAUCAUUGUCCCCGAACUUGAAGGAGCUCUUUAUUUGAAAGAAGAUGGAAAGAAAUCCUGGAAAAGACGCUAUUUUCUUUUACGGGCUUCUGGGAUAUAUUAUGUACCCAAAGGAAAGACUAAGACAUCCCGAGAUCUAGCAUGUUUUAUACAGUUUGCAAAUGUCAACAUUUACUAUGGGAGUCAGUGUAAAAUGAAAUACAAAGCACCCACCGACCACUGCUUUGUUUUAAAGCAUCCUCAAAUUCAGAAGGAGUCUCAGUAUAUUAAGUAUCUCUGCUGCGAUGAUGCAAGAACUCUCAACCAAUGGGUCAUGGGAAUAAGGAUUGCCAAGUAUGGAAGGACUCUCUAUGACAACUAUCAGCUAGCUGUGGCAAGGGCUGGACUGGCCUCACGGUGGACAAAACUGGGGACAAACACAGCUAAACCAGCUCAGCGGGCUCCAGGCCCCAGCCAGCCAAAUGGUGGGAUCCCCCAGGCCACAGCUUCUAUCAGUACUGUCCACCAAGAGGCCCAGAGAUCUGUCGAAACAACUAAGGACAAGAAGCCAGCCCCGAGCAGCCACGACCCAGGCCCUCCCCAGGGCGGUCACCUGCGCAAGUCCGUCCUGCCUCCGCCCCCUCCGAUCCGCCGGUCCUCGGACACCGGCGGCAGCCCCUCGCUGCCCCCCAAAGCCCCGGGCGUAAAAACUGAUUGCAAUGACAGAAAGGGAGACAGAGAUGAUUCACUUCUUGAUGGACAUGCAGAACAUUUGCCUUCUCAUGACAAGUAUUUGUCAAAUCAGUUACUCCCAAAUAUUGAACUUCUAGACUUUCAAAAGUACAAAGCAUUGGGCUAG
Messenger RNA from Dipodomys ordii (Ord's kangaroo rat), 1805 nucleotides. It is a transcript of the gene Apbb1ip, whose product is annotated as amyloid beta (A4) precursor protein-binding, family B, member 1 interacting protein. The coding region runs from base 51 to 1805 and encodes 584 amino acids. The record is from RefSeq and is a predicted model, not a curated record. NCBI's taxonomy places the organism in Eukaryota, Metazoa, Chordata, Mammalia, Rodentia, Heteromyidae. Gene Ontology annotation, biological process: signal transduction. The transcript has 15 exons. Gene Ontology annotation, cellular component: plasma membrane; cytosol.